This is a messenger RNA of Triticum dicoccoides, 3055 nucleotides long. Its product is annotated as disease resistance protein Pik-2-like. Gene Ontology annotation, molecular function: ADP binding. The coding region runs from base 48 to 2927 and encodes 959 amino acids. The record is from RefSeq and is a predicted model, not a curated record. Gene Ontology annotation, biological process: defense response to other organism. The transcript is spliced from 2 exons. NCBI's taxonomy places the organism in Eukaryota, Viridiplantae, Streptophyta, Magnoliopsida, Poales, Poaceae.
UCCCUGAAGCCAGGUCUGGCGGGAAACACAAGACAGAGAGAGCUCUAAUGGAGGGCGCGGCGCAGACCAUUUUGAGCAAUGUUGGGCAGGUUGUGGGGCAGGAGUUCCGGCAGCUCAGCGGCGUGGGUGGCGAGGUCGCGGAGCUUAGGGACGAGCUGGCGACCAUGAACGCCGUCCUUCGCAUGCAGUCUGAAGCCGGGGACGGUGCCGUGGACCACUUCGUCCGGGAGUGGAUGAAGCAGCUGCGGGAGCUCGCCUACGACGCCGAGGAUUGCGUCGACCUCUAUUUAUUCCGCAUCAGGUGUCGGCCGGGUGACGGCUUACUCGUCUGGUCCAAGCGCCUGCUUGUGACGCUUUUCCAUCGCCAUCGUCUCGCCGGUGACAUCGCAGCCCUCCGCGCCCGUGCCGUCGCCAUCAGCGAGCGCCAUGCUCGUUACGGCGUCGGCCGCGAGACGCUGCGGUGCCCUGCUUCUUCCGCCCCUGCGCCAUCGUCGGCGUAUGAGCUCCCUCUUGCCAAGCACUCCAACCUGUUGGUCGGCAUCAGGGACCAGGCUAGCAGCCUAGUCGACAAGGUGAAGGCGUUGGAUGAGAACGACAAGGAGCUCAAGGUGUUCUCUAUCGUCGGGUUCGGAGGCCUUGGGAAGACCACGCUGGCCAUGGAGGUCUGCCGGCAGCUGGAGACGGAGUUCCAGCGCCAAGCGCAAGUGUCCGUGUCCCAGGCGUUCACCGGGAAGGACCUCAGGGAAUUCCUGAAGCGCGUGCUUCUGCAGAUCGCGCAGCCGAAGCAGACGGCGCACAAGGAGUCCCAAAAUGCAGCCGAUGGCGCUAGCUUGGGUAACGUCGACGACAUGGAUGUAGCCCAGCUGGAAAGCAAGCUCAAAGAGAUUCUCGAAAACAGCAGGUACCUCAUUAUGAUCAAUGAUGUUUGGAGUAUAGCAGCCUGGGAUGCAAUCCGUUCUAGGUUACCAAGCAGCAAUUGCGGCAGCAGAAUCAUUGUGACCACUCGGAUAGAUACUGUGGCAAAAGCAUGCAGUGCUAAUGAUGGUUACAUACAUCAUAUGAAGGCCCUCAUUAAGAAAGACUCCAUGAAGUUGUUUCUAUGCAAAGCGUUUGGCUCAAUGACUGAUAACUCGUGCCCCGAGGAUUUGAAAGUAGAAAUGGAUAAUAUCUUAGGAAAAUGUGGUGGGCUACCAUUGGCCAUUGUUAGCAUUGCCAGCCUUCUAUCAAGCUAUAAACCUCCUGAAGGCAAAGAUAUGUGGACAAAAGUUCAGGAAUCAAUCGGUUCACUGAUGGAAAACAACCCUUCCCUUGAAGGGAUGAGAAGAAUACUCACACUUAGCUAUGACCACCUACCUCAUCACCUCAAGUGUUGCAUGAUGUACCUUAGCAUUUUCCCGGAAGAUUAUGUCAUUCCGAAAGAUCGGCUGUUGAGGAGAUGGAUUGCUGAAGGAUUGGUUGCGGAGAAGCGGGGGAUGACCCGUAUGGAACUUGCGGAAGCCUACUUCAGUGAGCUGGUCAGUAGAAGCAUGAUUCAGCGGGCCGCUGAUAUAGUCACCUGGCAUGAUGGGAGGGUAGAGACAUGCCGUGUGCACGACAUGUUGCUUGAGAUCAUGGUGUCCAAAUCCCUAGAGGCUAAUUUUGUUAGCCUGGUGGGUGGACAGUAUGAAGGGAUGUCGUAUGACAUGGCUCGCCGUCUCUCCAUACAUGGUGGAGCAGAGGCACCAAAGGACUGGUCAUCAAAGAAAAAUGCAGUGCACCGUGGUACAAGGAGCGACAUCAAGGUGAUGACUGUGCAGCAUGUCCGAUCACUAAGCAUAUUUGAUCCUGAAGUGCACAAGCUGCUGCUUGGUCGGCUAGGUGAGUUCACCUUGGUAAGGGUACUUGAUCUGGAAGAUUGCAAGGGCCUAGAAAAAAAGCAUAGGAGGCAUAUCUGCAGGAUGUAUCUUUUAAGGUUCUUGAGCUUGAAGGGCACAGAUAUCAAGGAGAUGCCUUCGAGAGUUGGUGAUCUCGAGCAUUUGCAGACACUUGAUGUACGUCAAACACGCCUUAAGUGUUUGCCAAAAACGGUAACAAAACUAGAGAAGCUGGAGCACCUGCUGUUCUCCAUCAAGGGUACGUUCUGGUCUGGGUGGAUGCUGCCCCGAGGGAUCAACAAAAUGAAGGCACUACGCCAAGUGAAUAAAGCGGUUGUGAUAUACGACCCAAUGGUCGCCAAGGAGAUCGGCGAACUGGAUCAGUUGCAAGAGCUUGGUAUCUAUGUGGACACGAGAGAGGAUGUAAAUCAGGAGGUUCUUGAAGAGCUUGCAUGCUCCCUGAGCAAGCUAUAUUCCCUACGGUCACUCGACAUUGGCAACUUUGGAUGUGAUCAAUGGCCUUUCAAGCAGAUAAUGCAAUUUCUGCAUGAUGUGAAAUCGCCACCACGACUUCUCCAAUACCUUAGGAUCUAUGGCCGCAUUGACAAUUUGCCCGACUGGGUGAGUUCACUCGCAGAUCUCGUCGAGUUUGACAUAGCGUGGACAUACCUUGAUGGUGAGCAACUAUUUAACGUCCUGUGUAAGUUGCCCAUCCUGAAGAGGCUGACCUUGGGGGCUUACUUCUGCUGGCAUCGAGAAACUAUUGUGUUUGGUAGUACCCAAUCAUUUCCAGAGCUCAAGGAACUGACUCUGAACUAUUCUCCUGAAGUUCCAGAAGUUUACCAAUUUAAGCAAGGGUCCAUGCCAAAGCUCGAGACACUCGAGGUGCAUUUCGGAGACCAGGAGAAGAAAGUUGAUGGCAUCCAGCAUUUGACAAAGCUGAAAGAGGUGCAGUACAGUGGGGUGAAGGCCAACAAAGGGCUGAUACUUGCAGUAGAGGAGCUAAAUGAGGAGAAUGAUAGGCGACAUGAGUCAGAGCAGUUCAAAAUUAGAGUGAGGUAUGACGACAUGUAACAUGUUCAUCUGAAUCUUGUGUUGGAUUAAUCAUCGUGUUAAGUGUUGUGUCAAGGUUUUAUCUUGGACUUGGUCGUUGAAGUUUGGUUUUGUAUUCUCAUAAAAAAAAGGUUUGGUUCCAGUGUGUA